Messenger RNA from Wallemia mellicola CBS 633.66, 2322 nucleotides. RefSeq lists its product as hypothetical. The record is from RefSeq and is a predicted model, not a curated record. Gene Ontology annotation, molecular function: DNA-binding transcription factor activity, RNA polymerase II-specific; DNA binding; zinc ion binding. The transcript is spliced from 15 exons. Gene Ontology annotation, biological process: regulation of DNA-templated transcription; DNA-templated transcription. Bases 14 to 2269 code for a protein of 751 amino acids. Lineage: Eukaryota; Fungi; Basidiomycota; Wallemiomycetes; Wallemiales; Wallemiaceae.
GUGCUCACCGACGAUGGAUGCAGGACCGGCGGGAAGCAGCAAGAAUUCCGAUAUGGAGGUGAAGCCGAAGAAGACGAGAAACAGGCAGGCCUUGAGUUGUACUGAGUGCAAGCGGCGGAAGAUCAAGUGCGAUAGACAGCAACCCUGCGGCGCAUGUACCAAGCGACAUGAGGAACACAAGUGUGUGUGGGAAGAGAAGAAAGUUAUAAAGCCAAGUAGGACAAAUCACCCAUAUUCAGACCAGGUCGCUUAUCUACAGGAGCAACUCGCCGAGACACAGUCUUGUUUGCGGGGAUUAGCCAGCUUUUUGCGAUUCUCUGGCAUACCAGUACCAAACAAUAUGUUUGACAAUAUGUCACGCCUCUCUCCUCCAAGUUCUGCGUUUAGAAUGAACGAUUUGGAUUUGGAGGAUGAAGAAACAGCUGCAGCAUUCACGUUAGAAGGUAUAGCUAUGGGACGUAGACCAGACGAUGAUUUCAAUGAUGAGGCAGCCCUGCUGAGGCGCAAGAGAACGGACUCCGUCAAUUCCCUCAGCAGAAGGACAGUGAAAGACACACCUGCACCCUUUUCAGGCGGUAACUCAGCACCGCUCUACUGUGAUCCACCAUCCGUUACAACUUCUCUGGAUCAAAAUGCUGGUUUCCCAUUUACGCCAAAACCACAAGAAAGUAUGUUCAUGACAAAGGGAAUAUUGCAAUAUUUGCCAAAUAAAGCCAAAGCAGACGUUUUGAUAACAUUCUAUUUGCAACACCUCGAGUGGCUACAUAAACCGCUCCAUGUACCUACGUUCAUCAGUGAAUAUAACCAAUAUUGGCAAGAUAUGAGCAUUGGUUUUGCUACUGACAAUAUAGAUCCAAAGUGGAUGUCAUUAUACGCAAGUGUAUUGUGUGUUUCUACGCAUUUUGGCGGUGAAUAUUAUUACAAUAAUGACCGGGUAUUCGGCAAUCCUGAAGUAGAAGCACGAAACGAGAAAGAAGCUGAUAUUUAUUAUCAGAUUUCACGAUCCGCUCUCUCACAGAGCGAUUUCUUGAUCAAUCAUUCAUUAGAAGCUAUCCAAACUAUCAUCAUCCUAGGUUUAUAUCUUCACAACAAAAACCAAACUGAAACUCACUUGAUAUUGAUGAGCACUGCUAUUAAGAUGGCACAGUUGAUGGGACUAUCGCGCAUACCGGACGAGAGUGCGGGUAGUGAGACUCAAGGUAAUGUUGUCGAGAGAGAGAUGAGUCGACGCCUUUGGCACUCACUCGUCUUCCAAGAUUCUUUCAAUGCUUCUGCUAGUUCUUACAGCUACGCCAUACAUGUUGAUCAGAUGACGACAAGCGUGCCUGCCAACGUUGAUGAUGACGAAUUGAUUGCCAAUACAGCCAUUCCUUUCGUUCCAGAUAGUGUUUGGACAGAUAUGAGUUACUUCAGGAGCAAAUUGCAUUUUGCAAAUAUAACACGUAAAAUUGUAGAUACACUCAACCGGGAUAGUAAAGGCUCCUAUGAAUUCGUAAUUGAGAUGGAUACAGAGUACCGAGCUGCUCUUGAUCGUAUUCCGUCGUUCUUAAGGCUAGAUUUGACAGAUUAUGACCCGAAGGUGCUUUUAAUGAAGCCAUGCAGAGCUUGGGAACGACUAAUGAUGAGCUUUACUAUACACAACCGACUGAUGAGAUUACAUCGAGGCUAUAUGAUCGAGGGUUAUUCGAAACCAGAGUAUUCGGUCUCCACUCAAGCUUGCGUAGCUUCGGCCAAAACUUUGUUGGCCUUGAUGAAAGAAGGAAGGAAGUACAAUUGGCCAGCUAGUCGCUGGUGGGUUGUUCUCAUACAGUGCUGGACAGCAUCGAUAGUAAUUCUUAUCGACUUGUUCUACACAAGUGAUGUCCAUGAAGCAGAAGCAAAGAGCAAAGAAGUGCGCGAAGCACUUGUUAUAUUUAGAGAUAUACAACAUGUUUCGACAGUUGCCAAGAAAGCAGUACUCACCCUCGACAGACUACUCGAGGAAGAUAAAGAGAGAAGGGCAGACAGUACAGCAUCAAAGAAACGAAAAAUCUCAAUUGAAGGAUUCACACCUAUUGGUUUAGCACCUAAUUAUCCGGGUCUACAUGGUGAUAAUACCAACACCACUCGUCAACAGCAGUCAAUGCUCAACACAAUAUUACCUGUACCACAAUCAAGUAGUAACGUAGACAAUAGUGGUGAUGUUUGGGAGAAUAUGUUUAAGCAGGAGCUCGGGUUAUUCCAAGAUAGCAGUCUUGACUUUUGUUGGAAAUUUGACGAAUACGCAUAGAUAUUAUUGUAAAUUAAAUGUAAACUUUUUAUUCAUAUGCUUUGCUAAGUGGA